GUGAAUUUGGCACUGGCCUACACAGAGCUAACUGAGGAGUUGGUACGUCUGCAGGCACUGAGCUUCAAACAGAAAGAGAUCCUGAGGAAGACCUCCCAGGAGCAGCAUAGCCCAGGUUAGUAACAUCCCUAGAGAAUGAUAUAUGGCCCACAUUUAACGGGUUAGUAAUCAACAAGCUAUAUGCACACAUCUUGAAAGCAGCAUUGUCAUGCUCGCCUUACAAAACAAUACUUGCUUUAUUGGCACAUUUGCACAGAUAUUCUUAAUUUUUUGCUGACACAGUACCCAACCUGACACACAACACACACAUCACAGGCUGGGAGAAGCAUAGGGCCUGCUGCAGAGCAACAACCCUUGAGCAAUUAGGGAUAAAGAUCCUUGCUCAAGGGCACAACGGAGGUAGGGAGGAUAUGGGACAUACAGUAUACUACGGCUCACAGCUCACUCCCUCAGCUCGGCAAUUUGUACCGGAAAAGAGAGGAAUGAACUAGACUAUCAAGGAACUGGGAUAUACACUACAUGACCAAUAGUAUGUGGACACCUGCUCGUCGAACAUCUCAUUCCAAAAUCAUGGGCAUUAAUAUGUAGUUGGUCCCCCCUUUACUGCAUCCAUUCAGCCACAAGAGCAUUAGUGAGGUCGGGCACUGAUGUUGGGCGAUUAGGCCUGGCUCGCAGUCGGCGUUCCAAUUCAUCCCAAAGGUGUUCGAUGGGGUUGAGGUCGGGGCUCUGUGCAGGCCAGUCAAGUUCUUCCACACCGAUCUCGACAAACCAUUUCUGUAUGGACCUCGCUUUGUGCACGGGGGCAUUGUCAUGCUGAAACAGGAAAGGGCCUUCCCCAAACUGUUUCCACAAAGUUGGAAGCACAGAAUCGAUUACAAUAUCAUUGUAUGCUGUAGCGUUAAGAUUUCCCUUCACUGGAACUAAGGGGCCUAGCCCGAAUAAUGAAAAACAGCCCCAGACCAUUAUUCCUCCUCCACCCAAACUUUGGACUUGGCACUAUGCAUUGGGGCAGGUAGCAUUCUCCUGGCAUCUACCAAACCCAGAUUAGUCCGUUGGACUGCCAGAUGUUGAACCGUGAUUCCUCACUCCAGAGAACGCGUUUCCACUGCUCCAGAGUCCAAUGGCGGCGAGCUUUACACCACUCCAGCCAACACUUGGCAUUGCACAUGGUGAUCUUAGGCCAUGGAACCCCAUUCCAUGAAGCUCCCGAUAACAGUUAUUGUGCUGAAGGAAAAUAAUCCUGCAGCAACAGGAAAUGUGAAUUAUUAUAUGGAAUAUAAUCCAUAAACAUUUUUUGUAGGGGUUGACACAUUUUUUUGUUAGUGCAAAUUAAGUCUGGCAUUUUAAAGUAGAAAUUACAAACUUCAGAAGCCCUUUUAAACAUUGAAUACACUACAAGUUUUCAUUUUCUGCUAUGCAGGACAAUUCUCAGCGACAAACGAGUGAUCAAAUUAAGAUCCUACAUCUGUAUGUGUGCUGAAAUACCUACGCUCUCUCCCUCAAGUCUCUGUUUUCUCAAGUCUCUGUUUUCUCUCUAUUUCAAGACUCUGUGGAGAGUCGAGAGCACAACACCGCCAUUUUACCCUUUUUUCACUCAACCACAGAACCAUAAAUGUUUCCCCUUUGAGAUGCUUCUGAUUUAUCGAUGCACACAUCUUUUUUUGUUGCUAAAUGUGUGAUAGCUGUCUCAAGAUUACAGGAAGCAUCUCAUACUGUACUGUAAAAUUAGUCUACGUCCGAUUAGUUCUGUAUCUUAGGUGAGGGGAAAAUAAAUGUAUUCAAAAAUGUUAAUGUUUUGCAUAUCUUGUCAAGUGCGCUGCUUGUGGAGAAUUGAUUUAUGCUUUGUGAUCAGUCAAACAUUUGCAUUGCAAAUCCAGAACAGCACAGCGUGUCUGACGCACCGUAGAAAGAAGUAGAGAAAUGUUAUUCAGGAAAAUAGCAUAAUGUGAUAUGGUAGAUAUGAAAGAUUAUACACUUUUUCUUCAUUAUCAAAAAUAUAUUUGAUUCUGUGUUAUUGCUAGAGACGUUACCAGACAAAACUCCUCCUGGCCCUAGUUACUUCUCAUACAGAUCACUCUGUUGUCACAGAGAAUUUUCCUGCACAGCAGAAAAUACUAAUUGUAGUGUAUUCAAGGUUUAAAAAGGCUUCUAAAAUUUGUAAUUUCCACUUUAAAAUGUCAGACUUGAUUUGCCCUGACGAAAAAUGAAUCAACCCCUACAAUCCACAUUUCCUGCAGGAUUACUUUCCUGCUGUGUGAAAUGGAAAUGUGUUUUUUUGCAUAUACCAACUCCCCCAGAGAGUGGGGUCACAGCAAUUAUUGACAGCGACUCUGGAGCAAUUAGGGUUAAGUGCCUUGCUCAAGGGCAGAUUGACAUAUUUAUUUUCACCUUGUCGGCUCAGGGAUUCAAACUAACAACCUUGCGGUUACUGGCCCAAAAGUAUAACCGCUAGGCUACCUGCCGCCCACCUGUAUGUACAGUGCAUUCGGAAAGUAUUCAGACCCCUUCCCUUUUUCCACAUUUAGUUACGUUACAGCCUUAUUCUAAAAUUGAUUACAUUUUUAAAAAUCCACAUCAAUCUACACACAAUGCCCCAUAAUGACGAAGCAAAAAAUGUUUUUUAUUUUAGCAAAUGUAUUAAAAAUGAAAAACAGAAAUACCUUAUUUACAUAACUAUACAGACCCUUUUCUAUGAGACUCGAAAUUGAGCUCAGGUGCAUCCUGUUUCCAUUGACCAUGCCUGAGAUGUUUCUACAACUUCAUUGGAGUCCACUUGUGGUAAAUUCAGUUGAUUGGGCAUGAUUUGGAAAGGCACACACCUGUCUAUAUAAGGUCCCACAGUUGACAGUGCAUGUCAGAGCAAGAACCAAGCCAUGAGGUUGAAGGAAUUGUCCGUAGAGCGCCGAGACAGGAUUGCGUCGAGGCACAGAUCUGGGGAAGGGUACCAACAAAUUUCUGCAGCAUUGAAAGUCCCCAAGAACACAGCGGCCUCCAUCAUUCUUACAUUUAAUUUUUCCACAUCAAUCUACACACAAUACCCCAUAAUGACAAAGUUAAAAUCCAUCAGUUAAAGUUAAAAUCCAUCCUCCAUCAUUCUUAAAUGGAAGAAGUUUGAAACCACCAAGACUCUUCCCACAGCUGGCCCCCCGGCCAAACUGAGCAAUCGGGGAGAAGGGUCAGGGAGGUGACCAAGAAUCAGAUGGUCACUCUGACAGAGCUCCUGAGUUCCUCUGUGGAGAUGGGAGAACCUUCCAGAAGGAUGACUAUCUCUGCAGCACUCCACCAAUCAGGCCUUUAUGGUAGAGUGGCCAGACAGAAGCCACUCCUCAGUAAAAGGCACAUGACAGCUCGCUUGGCAUUUGCAAAAGGCACCUAAAGGACUCUCAGACCAUGAGAAACAAGAUUCUCAGGUCUGAUGAAACCAAGAUUGAACUCUUUGGCCUGAAUGCCAAGCGUCACGUCUGGAGGAAACCUGGAACCAUCCCUACGGUGAAGCAUGAAGGUGGCAGCAUCAUGCUCUGGGUUGUUUUUCAGCAGCAGGGACUGGGAGACUAGCCAGGAUCGAGGUAAAGAUGAACGGAGCAAAGUACAGAGAGAUCCUUGAUGAAAACCUUGUCACGAUCGUUAUAAACAGCGGACCAAAGCGCAGCGUGAUAUGCGUACAUCUUUUAUUUAAGUGCACACACGAACAAAACAACAAACCAAACGAUACGUGAAGUCCUAGGUUGUACACCAAAACAAACCUUACGGAACAAGAUCCCACAAAUAACUAGUGCCAACAGGCUGCCUAAGUAUGGUUCCCAAUCAGAGACAACGAGAAUCAGCUGCCUCUGAUUGGGAACCACCCUGGCCAACAUAGAUCUACACGAACUAGAACAAAACAUAGAAAAUACAACAUAGACAAUCCACACCCUGGCUCAACAUAUAAGAGUCCCCAGAGCCAGGGCGUGACAAACCUGCUCCAGAGUGCUCAGGACCUCAGACUGGGGCGAAGGUUCACCUUCCAACAGGACGAUCCUAAGCACACAGCCAAGACAACGCAGGAGUGGCUUCGGGACAAGUCCCGGAAUGUCCUUGAGUGGCCCAGCCAGAGCCCGGUCUUGAAACCGUAUCGAACAUCUCUGGAGAGACCUGAAAAUAGCUGUGCAGCGACACUCCCCAUCCAACCUGACAGCGCUUGAGAGGAUAUGCAGAGAAGAAUGGGAAAAACUCCUCACAUACAGGUGUGCCAAGCUUGUAGUGUCAUACACAAGAAGACUGUGGAAUGUGCAGUGCGGGAAUUUGGUUCGGACUUUCCACCGUUGUCGCCCCUACGGAAACACCUAUACACCGCCCGACACACUGAUCAGACCAUUCCCUGAGAGCCCUCUGUUGCCACGAAAUGUUGGGGUCAUGAGAUAUUAACCAAGGAAGCCCCAACACCACGGGAAACGCAGGUGAGUCGAUCAAAUACAACUGUAUCAUUUCCUCAUGACCCCCUUGCGUCUUCAUCUUAAGUGGCGCCGUGACCUCCCUAAUCAAUCCCGACCCCAAAGGGCGGCUGUCUAGGGCAUGGAUAGGGAAGGGCACAUCAACUGGUAUGAGGGGAAUCCCUAACUUAUAACAGAAACUACGAUCAAUAAAAUUCCCAGCUGCGCCUGAAUCGACUAGCGCCUUAUGCUGGGAGUGAGAAGAAACCUGGGGGAACACAACUUGGAUACACAAGUGGACAACAGAGAGCUCUGGGUGAGUUGGGCGCUUACUCACCUGGAAUGACUCAUCAGUGCGUGACCUGCUGCCUCGAUCCCUAGGAGACCCUCCCCUGACACCCGGCCGCGGUGCCAUCAUAAGCCCUCGGGAGCGAGAGCCGAAUCCCACUGGACUCCGGAGAUGGAACGAUGGGUCUGGCCGAUGGUGGUGGUAUUGUUGGAGGAGGUGUGGGCAAACCUCCUCUCUCCCAUCGGCUCAAAGUGUCCAUAACAUCCUGCAUGGCGGUGCCGAGUCUCUGGAUCAUGGCGUCUUGGCUGCUUACGCGCUCCUCCAAUGAUCCCGUCGGUACCGCUGAUCCUGCUGACUCCAUGGUGGUGUGUUAUUCUGUCAAGGAGUGAUGUGUACGCGGCGAGUGAAGUCAGACGCAGGACACAGAGAUUCAGGCAGACUACUUUACUAAAUGUAAAGUACUAAACAAACACCUCUGCAACUGGAGGGAAAAACACCAUAUAAGAAAUAUGGAAUAACAGCAAGGCCGAACAUCGACUAGACAUAAAACAAUAACACACAAAUACCAAACAUGAGACAAGGGAAAUUAUAGGCUAAACAAUCAAACAUAAUAGACAACAGGUGUAACUACUCAAGACAAAACAAGACAAACACCGAAACAUCGAUCGGCAGUAGCUAGUACUACGGGGACGACGAACGCCGAAGCCUGCCCGAGCAAGGAGGAGGAGCAGCCUCGGCAGAAUCCGUGACAACUUAUGUAAAUGUAAUAUUUCCGUUUGUUAUUUGUAAUACAUUUGCAACAAAUUCUAAAAAUCUGUUUUCACUUUGUCAUUAUGGGGUAUUAAGUGUAGAUUGAUGAGGGGGAAAAAACAAUUUAAUCCGUUUCAGAAUAAGGCUGUAACGUAACAAAAUGUGGAAAAAGUCAAGGGGUCUGAAUACUUUCUGAAUGCACUGUAUACUGUACAGUAAGUAGGCCUACAGCAGUUUUUUUACUCUCCUGGGGUUGCAGAGCUACAUAUCCAGUACAGAUGUAGGAUCUUAAUUUGAGCCAGUUUGCUACAGAAGGAAAAUAAUCCCGCAGCAACAGGAAAUGUGAAUUAUUAUAUAGUUUAUAAUCCAUUUUUUUUAAAUCUAGGGGUUGACACAUUUUUUGUUAGGGCAAAUGAAGUCUGGCAUUUUAAAGUAGAAAUUACAAACUUCAGAAGCCCUUUUAAACAUUGAAUACACUACAAGUUUGCAUUUCCUGCUAUGCAGGACAAUUCUCAGCAACAAAAGAGUGAUCCAAUUAAGAUCCUACAUCUGUAUGUGUGCUGAAAUACCUACAGUGGGGAGAAUAAGUAUUUGAUACAAUGCCGAUUUUGCAGGUUUUCCUACUUACAAAGCAUGUAGAGGUCUGUAAUUUUUGAUCAUAGGUACACUUCAACUGUGAGAGACAGAAUCUAAAACAAAAAUCCAGAAAAUCACAUUGUAUGAUUUUUAAGUAAUUAAUUUGCAUUUUAUUGCAUGACAUAAGUAUUUGAUACAUCAGAAAAGCAGAACUUAAUAUUUGGUACAGAAACCUUUGUUUGCAAUUACAGAGAUCAUACGUUUCCUGUAGGUCUUGACCAGGUUUGCACACACUGCAGCAGGGAUUUUGGCCCACUCCUCCAUACCUUCUCCAGAUCCUUCAGGUUUCGGGGCUGUCGCUGGGCAAUACGGACUUUCAGCUCCCUCCAAAGAUUUUCUGUUGGGUUCAGGUCUGGAGACUGGUUAGGCCACUCCAGGACCUUGAGAUGCUUCUUACGGAGCCACUCCUUAGUUGCCCUGGCUGUGUGUUUCGGGUCGUUGUCAUGCUGGAAGACCCAGCCACGACCCAUCUUCAAUGCUCUUACUGAGGGAAGGAGGUUGUUGGCCAAGAUCUCGCGAUACAUGGCCACAUCCAUCCUCCCCUCAAUACGGUGCAGUCGUCCUGUCCCCUUUGCAGAAAAGCAUCCCCAAAGAAUGAUGUUUCCACCUCCAUGCUUCACGGUUGGGAUGGUGUUCUUGGGGUUGUACUCAUCCUUCUUCUUCCUCCAAACACGGCGAGUGGAGUUUAGACCAAAAAGCUCUAUUUUUUGUCUCAUCAGACCACAUGACCUUCUCCCAUUCCUCCUCUGGAUCAUCCAGAUGGUCAUUGGCAAACUUCAGACGGGCCUGGACAUGCGCUGGCUUGAGCAGGGGGACCUUGCGUGCGCUGCAGGAUUUUAAUCCAUGACGGCGUAGUGUGUUACUAAUGGUUUUCUUUGAGACUGUGGUCCCAGCUCUCUUCAGGUCAUUGACCAGGUCCUGCCGUGUAGUUCUGGGCUGAUCCCUCACCUUCCUCAUGAUCAUUGAUGCCCCACGAGGUGAGAUCUUGCAUGGAGCCCCAGACCGAGGGUGAUUGACCGUCAUCUUGAACUUCUUCCAUUUUCUAAUAAUUGCGCCAACAGUUGUUGCCUUCUCACCAAGCUGCUUGCCUAUUGUCCUGUAGCCCAUCCCAGCCUUGUGCAGGUCUACAAUUUUAUCCCUGAUGUCCUUACACAGCUCUCUGGUCUUGGCCAUUGUGGAGAAGUUGGAGUCUGUUUGAUUGAGUGUGUGGACAGAUGUCUUUUAUACAGGUAACGAGUUCAAACAGGUGCAGUUAAUACAGGUAAUGAGUGGAGAACAGGAGGGCUUCUUAAAGAAAAACUAACAGGUCUGUGAGAGCCGGAAUUCUUACCGGUUGGUAGGUGAUCAAAUACUUAUGUCAUGCAAUAAAAUGCAAAUUAAUUACUUAAAAAUCAUACAAUGUAAUUGUCUGGAUUUUUGUUUUAGAUUCCACCUCUCACAGUUGAAGUGUACCUAUGAUAAAAAUUACAGACCUCUACAUGCUUUGUAAGUAGGAAAACCUGCAAAAUCGGCAGUGUGUCAAAUACUUGUUCUCCCCACUGUACGUUCUCUCCCUCAAGUCUCUGUUUUCUCAAGUCUCUGUUUUCUCUCUAUUUCAAGACUCUGUGGAGAGUUCGAGAGCACAACACCACCCUUUUUUCACUCAACCACAGAACCAUAAAUGUUUCCCCUUUGAGAUGCUUUUGAUUUAUCGAUGCACGCAUCUUUUUUUUGUUGCUAAAUGGGUGAUAGUUGUCUCAAGAUUACAGGAAGCAUCUCAUACUGUACUGUAAAAUUAGUCUACAUCCGAUUAGUUCUGUGUCUUAGGUGAGGGGAAAAUAAAUGUAUAAAAAAAUGUUAAUGUUUUGUCUAUCUUGUCAAGUGUGCUGCUUGUGGAGAAUUGAUUUAUGCUUUGUGAUCAGACAAACAUUUGCAUUGCAAAUCCAGAACAACACAGCGUGUCUGAUGCACCGUAGAAAUAAGUAGAGAAAUGUUAUUCAGGAAAAUAGCAUAAUGUGAUAUGGUAGAUAUAAAAGAUUAUACACAAUUUCUUCAUUAUCAAAAAGAUAUUCGAUUCUGUGUUAUCGCUAGAGACGUUACCAGACAAAAACUCCUCCUGGCCCCAGUUACUUCUCAUACAGAUCACUCUGUUGUCACAGAGAAUGUUCCUGCACAGCAGAAAAACUAAUUGUAGUGUAUUUGAGGUUUUAAAAUGCUUCUAAAGUUUGUAAUUUCCACUUUGAAAUGUCAGACUUGAUUUGCCCUAAUGAAAAAUUUAUCAACCCCUACAAUCCACAUUUCCUGCACGAUUACUUUCCUGCUGUGUGAAAUGGAAAUGUUUUUUUUUGCAUAUACUAACUCCCCCAGAGAGUGGGGUCACAGCAAUUAUUGACAGCGACUCUGGAGCAAUUAGGGUUAAGUGCCUUGCUCAAGGGCAGAUUGACAUAUUUAUUUUCACCUUGUCGGCUUGGGGAUUCAAACUAACAACCUUGCGGUUACUGGCCCAAAAGGACCUGUAUUUACAAUGCAUUCGGAAAGUAUUCAGACCCCUUCCCUUUUUCCACAUUUAGUUAUGUUACAGCCUUAUGCUAAAAUGGAUUACAUUAAAUUUUUUCCACAUCAAUCUACACAAUUUUUCUUUGAGCAAAUUUAUUAAAAAUGAAAAACAGAAAUACCUUAUUUACAUAACUACAGUGAGGGAAAAAAGUAUUUGAUCCCCUGCUGAUUUUGUACGUUUGCCCUCUGACAAAGACAUGAUCAGUCUAUACAUUUAAUGGUAGGUUUAUUUGAACAGUGAGAGACAGAAUAACAACAAAAAAAUCCAGAAAAACACAUGUCAAAAAUGUUAUAAAUUGAUUUGCAUUUUAAUGAGGGAAAUACGUAUUUGACCCCUCUGCAAAUCAUGACAUGGCAAAAAUCACAGAGGUCAGACGUUUCUUGUAGUUGGCCACCAGGUUUGCACACAUCUCAGCAGGGAUUUUGUUCCACGCCUCUUUGCAGAUCUUCUCCAAGUCAUUAAGGUUUUGAGGCUGACUUUUUGCAACUCGAACCUUCAGCUCCCUCCACAGAUUUUCUAUGGGAUUAAGGUCUAGAGACUGGCUAGGCCACUCCAGGACCUUAAUGUGCUUCUUCUUGAGCCACUCCUUUGUUGCCUUGGCCGUGUGUUUUGGGUCAUUGUCAUGCUGGAAUACCCAUCCACGACCCCUUUUCAAUGCCCUGGCUGAGGGAAGGAGGUUCUCACCCAAGAUUUGACGGUACAUGACCCCGUCCAUUGUCCCUUUGAUGCGGUGAAGUUGUCCUGUCCCCUUAGCAGAAAAACAGCCCCAAAGCAUAAUGUUUCCACCUCCAUGUUUGACGGUGGGGAAGGUGUUCUUGGGGUCAUAGACAGCAUUCCUCGUCCUCCAAACACGGCGAGUUGAGUUGAUGCCAAAGAGCUUGAUUUUGGUCUCAUCUGACCACAACACUUUCACCCAGUUCUCCUCUGAAUCGUUCAGAUGUUCAUUGGCAAACUUCAGACAGGCCUGUAUAUGUGCUUUCUUGAGCAGGGGGACCUUGCGGGCGCUGCAGGAUUUCAGUCCUUCACGGCGUAGUGUGUUACCAAUUGUUUUCUUGGUGUCUAUGGUCCCAGGUGCCUUGAGAUCAUUGACAAGAUCCUCCCGUGUAGUUCUGGGCUGAUUCCUCACCGUUCUCAUGAUCAUUGCAACUCCACGAGGUGAGAUCUUGCAUGGAGCCCCAGGCCGAGGGAGAUUGACAGUUCUUUUGUGUUUCUUCCAUUUGCAAAUAAUCGCACCAACUGUUGUCACCUUCUCACCAAGCUGCUUGGCGAUGGUCUUGUAGCCCAUUCCAGCCUUGUGUAGGUCUACAAUCUUGUCCCUGACAUCCUUGGAGAGCUUUUUGGUCUUGGCCAUGGUGGAGAGUUUGGAAUAUGAUUGACUGAUUGCUUCUGUGGACAGGUGUCUUUUAUACAGGUAACAAGCUGAGAUUAGGAUCACUCCCUUUAAGAGUGUGCUCCUAAACUCAGCUCGUUACCUGUAUAAAAGACACCUGGGAGCCAGAAAUCUUUCUGAUUGAGAGUGGGUCAAAUACUUAUUUCCCUCAUUAAAAUGCAAAUCAAUUUAUAAAAUGUUUGACAUGCGUUUUUCUGGAUUUUUUUGUUGUUAUGCUGUCUCUCACUGUUCAAAUAAACGUACAAUUAAAAUUAUACACUGAUCAUUUCUUUGUCAGUGGGCAAACGUACAAAAUCAGCAGGGGAUCAAAUACUUUUUUCCCUCACUGUAUACAGACCCUUUUCUAUGAGCUCAGGUGCAUCCUGUUUCCAUUAACCAUCCCUGAAAUGUUUCUACAACUUCAUUGUGGUAAAUUCAGUUGAUUGGGCAUGAUUUGAAAGGCACACACCCGUCUAUAUAAGGUCCCACAGUUGACAGUGCAUGUCAGAGCAAAAACCAAGCCAUGAGGUCGAAGGAAUUGUCCGUAGAGCUCCGAGACAGGAUUGUGUCAAGGCACAGAUCUGGGGAAGGGUACCAACACAUUUCUGCAGUAUUGAAAGUCCCCAAGAACACAUUGGCCAUCAUCAUUCUUAAAUGGAGGAAGUUUGGAACCACCAAGAGCUGGCAGCCCGGCCAAACUGAGCAAUCGGGGGAGAAGGACCUUGGUCAGGGAGGUGACCAAGAACCGAUGGCCACACUGACAGAGCUCCAGAGUCCUCUGUGGAGAUGGGAGAACCUUCCAGAAGGACAACCAUCUCUGCAGCAAUCCACCAAUCAGGCCUUUAUGGUAGAGUGGCCAGACGGAAGCCACUCCUCAGUAAAUGGCACAUGACAGAGCUUGAGAGGAUCUGCAGAGAAGAAUGGGAGUAACUCCCAAAAUACAGGUGUGCCAAGCUUGUAGCGUCAUACCCAAGAAGACUCGUGGCUGUAAUUGCUCACAUUUCUACAAACAUGUUUUGCUUUGUCAUUAUGAGGUAUUGUGUGUAGAUUGAUUAGUUUUUUGUUAAUCCAUUUUAGAAUAAGGCUGUAACGUAAUAAAAUGUGGAAAAAGUCAAGGGGUCUGAAUUCUUUCUGAAUGCACUGUACUUAUCAGUAACAAGUAACUACAGGCUUUAGUCCUAUUUUUGCGAGAUGUAAUAACUUUUGUCUUCCAGAGACAGUCUUGUGUGCUGCUCUCUGACUCCCCCCUGUCUCUCCUGUCUCCUCAGUCCAACGCCACUCCCACCCCCCAUCUCCCAUUCAUCACCAACGCCACUCCCCUGUGCCCCAGCGCCACUCCCCCAUCCCCAAACGCCACUCCCCCAUCCCGCCCCAGCACCACUCCCCCAUCCCCCAGCGUCGCUCCCCUGUUCUCCAGCCACAGCACCUCUCCCCGGACAUGCACCGCCGCUCACCCCUGCUGGAUAUUAAUGAUGGGCCUGCCUCCUACUCCUGCCGGCCAGCCAGCCACCACCUGAGGGCCAGCUUCCAGGGCCGCCGCAGCUACUCCGAGGUGGCUGACCCUUCUGCCUACCAGCGGCCGCCGCGCCUCAGCAUGGACCCUGUGUCCACCCUGCCCAAGCCCCGGCCCUACAGGGACUCCAGCUACUCCAAGCAGCAUCAGCAGCACCAUGGAGGCUCCCAGCAUGGGGGGUCCCCCCACAGAGGAGGCCAGCUCCGAGGUUCCCAGUCUGAGCUGCAGAGGGCAGGCAGCGAGGUGGGCCUCCACGAAAGUUCCCGCCACUCCCGAGAGCUUCCCUUCCCCCUGUCCGAGGUCUCUCCCAGGUCUCACCUGCACUUUGAGCCCCUGCCACCCCCCACACCCGCCCCCCAGCCGCCACAGUCCUCUGAAGACGAGGAGGAGUGGACCUGUCCGCACCCCGUCAGCCCCCCACGGACGCUGGGCGUGCCCAACAAUGUGUCGCCUCAUGGGGUCAUGAGAGGGCCGGCGUCCUGCUCGGCCUUCCCUAUCCCAUCCAGACCCAACACCCUGACCUGCCACCCACCAGGUUACCUGCACGCAGAGCACGCCCAAUCCUGGCCCUCUAUCAAUGUGAGUCACACGCACACUCUAUCCCAAAUAUACUGUAUAAUAUCAUUAUUAUAUCACAACAAUCUUUAAAAUUGUAAAAUGUGUCAUGGUUAGCUUGCUAUCCCCCUCAAUCAAAAUCUGUCUUUGAAAGAGAACUGCCCUUGACUUGUUAAUGGCUUCCUGCACUGUGCAAUUUCAUGGGAAAUGCUCUGUGUAACAUGAUAUUUCUUCUAAUGCACCUUUACAUAUGAGCUUAUUUUCUUCGUGAAAUAACCUAAAUGGUCCAAAUAUUAUCAUUGAUAGUUGCCAUAGGCCAACACUGCUUGUUGACCUGAAUGGUGUGUGUUUUCGAUACAGCUGUGGAUGGAGACAGAAGAGAGUGACAUGAGGAGCUGCCCUCUGUGCCAGCUGAUCUUCCCCAUUGGUUACCCUGACGACGCCCUCAUCAAGCACAUCGACUCGCACCUUGAGAACAGCAAGAUCUGA
Messenger RNA from Coregonus sp. 'balchen', 12546 nucleotides. The record is from the annotation of a GenBank genome assembly. Lineage: Eukaryota; Metazoa; Chordata; Actinopteri; Salmoniformes; Salmonidae.